Notothenia coriiceps (black rockcod) is the source of this 3886-nucleotide messenger RNA. Its product is annotated as multiple C2 and transmembrane domain-containing protein 1-like. Bases 1 to 870 code for a protein of 289 amino acids. The record is from RefSeq and is a predicted model, not a curated record. Gene Ontology annotation, cellular component: synaptic vesicle membrane. Gene Ontology annotation, biological process: regulation of neurotransmitter secretion. Gene Ontology annotation, molecular function: calcium ion binding. Lineage: Eukaryota; Metazoa; Chordata; Actinopteri; Perciformes; Nototheniidae. The transcript is spliced from 10 exons.
AUGGAUGAGCAGGUGAAGGCUGGUCUCAGGACGUUGAUUCCCAUAGAGCAGAAGUAUAUCGAAGAGGAGCCCAGAGUGUCCAAACAGCUGCUGUUGCACAACUUCAACAGAGUUCGUCGCUGCAUCAUGUUCCUGAUCAACACAGGCUGCUUCAUCAACAGCUGCUUCGAAUGGGACUCUCCGCAGAGGAGCAUCUGUGCUUUUGUACUUUUUGUCAUCGUUGUGUGGAACUUUGAACUCUAUAUGAUUCCUCUGGCAUUGCUACUGCCUCUGGUCUGGAACUACAUCCUCAUCGCGUCAGGGAAGGAUACCAGGCAAGACAUGCAAGCAGUGGAGGACCUGCUGGAGGACGAGGAUGAGGAUUUUGACAAAGAUGACAAGGACCCUAAACCAGGCCCCUGGGAGGACAGCAGUGAUAAAAACCAUAUCCUCGAGGAUAUUUUGGCUUCCUGGCACUUUGAGUGGAUACGAGCGAUGGUGGACUCGGAGAGAAAGGGCUUCAUGAACAAGCUUUAUGCCAUUCAGGACGUGUGCAUCAGUGUGCAGAAUGCACUGGAUGAAGUGGCCUCCUAUGGCGAGAGGAUAAAGAACACAUUCAACUGGACUGUGCCUUUCUUAAGCUGGCUGGCCAUUGUGGCUUUCGGAGCCGCCACCAUCCUCAUCUACUACAUUCCUCUGCGAUACAUUGUGCUAGCUUGGGGGGUGAAUAAAUUCACCAAGAAGCUGCGAGACCCUUACACCAUUGAUAACAACGAGCUGCUAGACUUUCUGUCCAGAGUGCCCUCAGAUGUACAAGUGGUGCAGUACAGAGAGCUGAAACUGGAUCCCAAUCCCAGUCCAAAUAAAAAGAAGAAAAAUAACCCCGGGUAGAUGACUAAAAUGACUCUGUCCACCCACCGACGCUUCUCUUCUCUUCUCCACUUUCUUCUCAUGGUCUAUAACUGGACACUGAGGAGCAGAGGAAGCCUGGACCACAUCGGCUCAGCUAUCUUUCCUUUUUUCCCUUUUCUAUGUUUUUCUCUUAUACCUUUUUUUCUGUCUCUAAAUCCUCAUGGCGUUCAGUACAGUAUACUACAAUACAGUACAGUUUCCUGAAGUGUAAUAUUUGUAGAAAAAAAGACAAGUAAAAAGAAAUCUUAUCACUUUUAUGAUUUUGAUUGAUUUUAAAUGCGAGUUGGAAAGAUGGAUGGAUUGACCUUUUUCUCAGCCGUGGGAUCCAAUCCCUUUUUCUUCUCUCCAUCACUCUUGACAGCUCGGAGGACUCUGUCCAUCUGCUUGCCACAAGUGACAAGUGUCACACAACGAGUUUAAGCAUUUAUACAUAUCGUCGCAAAAAUACAUUUUUACUGCAUCCAUGUUUAUACAAGCCUUAUACUAACUUUCUGCGAUAUACUUUUACGUUUCGUUUUUAGCUCAUAUUCUAUUUACUAAAUGAUUUUGGUAAUAUUUUUUAAUUGUUUUUGUACUGAAGUAUCUUUGGUUUGCCUCUCUCCUGGAUGCUGUAAUGAUAUUAUGUUCACUGGCAGUAAUUUGGAUUGUUUCCACUUAACUCAGCCGGCCAAGUUGAUUAGCAAUUAUUGUAGUAGCCUCCAGAUAUGUCCCUUUACACAAACACAAACCUGGACCAACAGGCUGAAGGCUUGUGAUGCUAUCUGUCCGUGCUUUAAAACAAAGGCCAAAUUUGCUCUUUUAAAGAUAUUAAUCCCACACAAAAACAGGAACCACAAUGGUAUUAGUUAAAGUACAGUGAGUCUGUUCUUCCUAAAAUAGAUUGUGAUUACAUAAUCAUCAUUAGAUAAUACCCAAAGGAAACACUGUUAAGUACUGUAUUACACAGUUGGUGAGUCAUCCCAAACCUUUAUCCCUGCCACCUAUCCAGAUAAUAUAGACUAACCUUGUGUAACCCUUUAAAAACGUCAAAAUCCCCUGCCAGUCCAUCAGCGGGCCCACUGACUGGGCCUUCUGAUGUCGUGGUGUUAAUAUAGAUGUCACCCAGUCACUACAGAGUGUCGCCAGGCCUUUAGGCAGCCACAGCCCUAAUCUGGUUUGAAAGGCUGCUCUCCUUUCCUCUCAUCUCCCUGUGUGUUUUCCUCAGCGGCCACACAAGAAAGCCCUCACACACACACGCAUAUGUGCAUGCAGACAUCUUAAAAAAAACAACAACAACAUGAAUACACUGCUUCUUUAAGAGAUUCCGCGUACACAGACUGUACCUACUUGCUCACAGAUGAAAGCAUAAGAUCCCAUUUGAGCAGGCACAUUCUCUCCCUCUUAGGCACACACACACACACACACACACUCACACAAACAUGCUCUCUGUGAUGCUGUGCCCCAGGCUGGCCGCCCUCUCCAUCUGCCCCACCUCCUGUGCCCACAGCUCAACUUUGAUCCGUCUUCCCAGAGACACAGCCUUGUGUAUGUGAACUGUGCAUGUAAGAGUGUUUGCGUACACACGUUUAUGCAAUCAAAGACACAUUGCUUUUCUCUGCGCCGGUGUGUGUUUCAAUUGUAUCUCCCCUCCAGCUGUAGACUGAUGCUUAGAUUCAGUCGAUGUGUGUCAGCAUGUAGAACUGUGUGUGUGUGUGUGGUGCAGCGGAAGUGCCAGCUGUUAUUUGGUGUGGAGUUUGCUGGUGUAGAGGGCCGUCAGCUAGAUGAGCAGCAAGUCUCUGUGUGACAGGACGAGGCUCUGAGGGGACUUAGGCUGAGGUGUCCGGGAUGUGUGUGUGUGUUUUAUUCUAUUCUAGAUCCCUCUUCCCAUCAUGCUUCUCUCCGUUUGCUCUCUCUGCGGUUCCCUCAUUCGUCAGAGAGCGGGGUUGCGACCCUGUCUGAAGGGACGGUCUCCUGGGCUUCUUGCUGAGCAUCUGUUGAAAGAUCACAGCUCAGGCUACAUUUGAGGAGGUCUCCCCUCAUCCUACUGAUCCCUGCCUACAUCUCCCCCCCACUUCUUCAACUUUUUGUUCCCUCUUCCCCUUCGUGUCUCUGUCUGUAUUGCUCUAACCCCCCCCCCCACACCACAACUAGAGCUCCUCUCUGCCAUUUUGUCAUCCUCUCGCCCUGCCUGUCUGCUUGCCAUCGGCUGUGCCCCACUCCCCUUGUACCCAUCCAUCUCCAUACUUAAAUAUCAACAGGCUGGGAUCUGUCACUCCAGAGGGCCAUUGAUUUUGUUUUGUUGUUUUGAGGAAUCCACUUGAAAGACAAUAACAGACUGUCCCCUAAGAGCAGCAUCUCAGACUGAUUAUAGCCUCCUCAACAAACACACUCUGUCUCGUGAAGGAUGGCUUUUUAGAAGGCCUGGUGGGACUGUUUGAAUACCUGAUAUGUACUGUAUGUGUCUACUACUGUAUGUAGUUAUUUUUCAGCAAAUUGUAGUGACUAGUGUGUGGUAUUGCAUCCAAAUACCGUUUCCUUUUAUUAUUGGAUUUUAGCUCUGUUUGCAAGCAAACCAAAGUGUUUUUAUAUUAUAUGAUGUAGAGAAAAUAUAUAACAGAAUGUAUCAGACUGACAGCUGUAAAGGAAAAAAAAGCACUUUCAUUUGCACCAAGUUAAAAUGAGACUAUUUAUUUUUUAAAUAUUGUACAAAGCUAACUAUUUAAUUUAUGUUUGUAUUUUAUACAGUAUGCCUGUUGAUGGUCUGGUGUUGUAAAGUAGGUGUAUGCCUGCCUCAUUUUAUAAAAUCUGUCUUUUUCCGCCUGCAACGUUGCCUGCCUGUUCAUCUUCAUGUGCCCAGUUCUUACCAAGAACAGAAAUAAGGAGCUGAGACAUAGGUUGGUCAGGAGUGGGAAAAGAACAUAUGAUGUAUAUUUCCUGUUUGAGAAAUGAAAUGCAUCUGAUGUAUGUUGCUUAUUUUGAAAAAGAACAUGAGAUUAAAUAUUUUGUAUCAUCUUCA